CGAGUGAUAACUAAAUCUAAAUAGUGUUUAAAAAACAAUGGGCGUCGGCAAAAUACCCGAGUUUGAUGUGAAAGCGGUAAAUUGGACUAUGUACUGUGAGAGGUUAGAAAUGUAUUUCCUCGCGAACGAUAUUAAGGAUGCGGUGAAAUUGCCAACAGUAAUCGCAGUAAUGGGAGAAGAUGCAUAUCACUUGUUAUCUACGUUAGCAAGCCCCGCCCAACCUUCAACUUUGACCUUCACUAACGCGGUGACGCUGCUUAAAAAUCACUUGCAACCGAAGCCCUCCAUCUUGGCCGAGCGCUACAGAUUUCGACAGCGUCGACAGGCAGAGGGAGAGAGUGUAGCUGAGUAUGUGGCAGAACUGAAGAAGUUGGCAAAAACAUGCGAUUUUGGUACCACUUUAGAAGAUAAUCUUCGCGAUCAACUUGUUUGCGGCAUUGUCAGUGAGUCGACGCGGCAAAGAUUGUUUGCAGAGGACGGUAUCGACUACUCGAGGGCCGUCAGCUUGGCUACGACACUGGAGGCGGCAGAAAAGAAUGCAGUCGCGGUAGACAGAGAUGCUAAGGUUAUCACGGGGGUACAUAAACUGGAGGCGAACCAUAAAUGUAUGGCGUGCGGUGAGAUUGGGCAUAAAACAGAAGGCUGUAAAUAUAAAAACUUUGAGUGUAGUUGGUGCAAGAACUUAGGCCACUUAAGAAGGAUGUGCUCGGAGAAAAAUGCAAGAUUCGGAGUGACGGAAACGGCGGGCAGCCAGUCACAAUCACGCGGGGACGGCGUGAUCUAUAACGGUAGCGGAGCACGUGGUAACCGAUCAGCUGAGAGAGGCGGCAGCGGGCGCGGGCCCGGGCGCGGAGGGCGCUCGGGCCGCCGAGGCACAAACAACUAUUGGGUGCAGGCGCACCAGGCAUCAGCUGACGUGGCGAGCGAUAACAGCGGAUAUACGUCGGCGCUGGACCAUAGUUGUGAUUUGGAUGAGGACAACGAACCUAUGUACCAAAUAUCAUUAAGCAAAUAUAAACCGGCAUGAGUCAUUGUUUGACGGCACCCUGGGGCGGUACACGGGCGGCACGGUGCGGCUGCACGUACGCCCGGCCGCGGGGCCGGUGUUCUGCCGCGCACGGCCGGUACCGUUCGCGCUGCGGCCGCGAGUUGACGCCGAGCUUGACGCCAUGCUGGAAGCGGGCGUCAUCCGGCCAGUCAGCCGCUCCGACUGAGCCACUCCUCUGGUGAUUGCUCGUAAGUGUAAGGCCUGACUGGACGCUCGAAGCGGAGCGUUCGGCGGGACGUGCAGCGUGGCGUCGGGCUCACAAGUGAUUUGAGCAGCGUGCACUAAGGCCGCUCCUAUACGUUUGCAUUUGUUUAACAUGCACGCCGCACGCCCCGCCCCGCUGC
Messenger RNA from Cydia strobilella, 1392 nucleotides. RefSeq lists its product as uncharacterized. The record is from RefSeq and is a predicted model, not a curated record. Gene Ontology annotation, molecular function: nucleic acid binding; zinc ion binding. NCBI's taxonomy places the organism in Eukaryota, Metazoa, Arthropoda, Insecta, Lepidoptera, Tortricidae. The transcript is spliced from 2 exons. The coding region runs from base 38 to 1027 and encodes 329 amino acids.